Messenger RNA from Colletotrichum navitas, 762 nucleotides. RefSeq names its product CVNH domain-containing protein. NCBI's taxonomy places the organism in Eukaryota, Fungi, Ascomycota, Sordariomycetes, Glomerellales, Glomerellaceae. The record is from RefSeq and is a predicted model, not a curated record. Gene Ontology annotation, cellular component: outer membrane. The annotation marks the transcript as partial. The transcript has a single exon.
CGUGGCCUUGCCGGUGCAUUGGCUGGUGGUGCCGCUGGUGCUUUUGGAGGCCACAAGGUCGGCGGCAACAUCGGCCACAGCAAGUCGAGCACCUUCAUUGGUGCCGUUGCCGGCGCUUUCGCCGGCCACAAACUUCAAGAUGGCGCGUCUGAUUGGAAGCACAAGCGGGACGAGGAGAAGCAUGAGCACAAGGACGACCACCACCAGUCUCAUGAGCACCACCACCACAGCAGCCAUAAUGAUGACAAGCCCCGCAGCGGCAACUAUGCUGGUGGCUUCACAGGCUCAUCCCGAGACAUCCGCCUGGACACCCACGGAGACUACAACCUUCACGCUUCCUGCAGACGUCGGGACGGCGAAUGGCAGAGCAGCACCAUCAGCCUGAACCGAAUUCUCGAGAACGACCAGGGUAGCUUCCGCUGGCGUAGCGGAGGCGGCCACAGCAGUGACUCGUCCUAUACUGUCCAGCAGGGCGACACCCUCCGCAACAUCGCUGCGAGAUACAACGUCGGGUUCGAAGAGAUCGCCAGGCACAACAACGUUUCCAACCCCGACCAGAUCUGGCCCGGCCAGGUUCUCCAGAUCCCAGGCCGUGGUGGCAGUGCGUCCGGUAACUUUGGGGCCUCCGCACGGGAUGUGCGCCUGGUGCAGGGUGGCCAGAUCCUCGAGGCUGAGCUGUCCAGGAACGGGCAAUGGGUCCGCAGCUCCAUCAACUUGGAUGAGAGAAUAGGAAACGACAACGGAACUCUGCACCUUGUUUAA